UGUGGCGGCAGAAGCCAGUGUACCUCCGUGUGUGGAGUGUGUCACCCGUCUCAAGGCGAGCUUGCUGCUGUGGAUUUAUAACAACCUUGCUGUAAACGUGUCUGUGGGCACGGAGAGCCGAAGGAGGCGCUGGCGGAGAGCUCGGAAAGCUGGCAAACAUGUCUUCCCUCCUGCGAGCCUUGUUCACCGGGACAAGCAAACAUAAGAAGCUCUCGGAGGAAUGGGCCACCCUGCGCGAGCCAGUGGUGGAGGGCGUCACAUUCUACUGUAAAUACCUAGGCUCUACCUUAGUGGACGACCCUAAGGGCGAGGCGGCCACGGCAGAGGCGAUCAAGCGCAUCAUCCACACAGCCAAGCAGGUGGCGCGCAAGCCCGAGCGGGUGGCGCUGCAUGUCUCCCUAAAAGGCAUCCGCAUGGAGGACAGCAUGACCAAGGAGCUGCUGCUGCAAACCUCCAUCUACAAGAUCUCUUAUUGCUCUGCCGACGCCCACUACGACCACGUCUUUGCCUUCAUCGCCACCAAUGACAACGAGACGUGCGAAUGCCAUGCCUUCCUCUGCCCCAAGCGGAAGAUGGCCCAGGCAGUGACAAUCUCCAUUGCCCAGGCAUUCAACCUUGCCUAUGAAUGCUGGAAGAUGUCCCUCGAGAACAAGGAGAGUGAGGAGACAUAUGGCCAUGAGGAGCUGCCUGCUGAGGUGACGGUUGGAUCAGCAACCAUCCACAGCGGGGCACGGUCAUCCCAAUCGCAGCCCUCCUCCCAGGCCUCCUCCCCCAUACCCAUUCGUUCAGACCUUGGCUCCUCUGACAUGAGCACCUCAGGUUAUCAGUCCAGUAACCAAACUUUGUUGAUUGAUCUGGAGGACUCCUCAGAGCACCCCAGCACCACCACCCAACCUCACAUCAAGACCAUGGCCCCUAGCAAACCCCUGAACACCCUUGAUGACCUCGACGAUAUUAGUGAUGGAUUCUCAAGAUUAGCUUUAAGGCGCGGAAAUCCACCCCAGCCCCUGACUGGGAUGAGCCAUCUGGGACUGGCCGAUCUAGGUCUUGCAGCAUUCACGGGUCACCAAGCAGCUUCUCCGACCGAGAAUGGCUUCUGGCCAUCAACUAGUCCCUCCCAAGCUGUCUCACCCCUGGCCACAUCCCCUUCAGACCCAUGGGGAGGCCUAGGUCAAUCCCCCCCUGAGGCAUGGGAGAUGUUCUCACGCUCACCCAACACUGCCUUCCUGCACUCCUGCCAGUCUCCGCCUUCAUCCUCAAUGUUUUCCACUACGCUGCUCUCACCUCCCCAUCCUAUUAAGUCAAUUCCUCCAGUUCAGUCACCUCCUCCUGUUCAGUCACCUCGUCCUGUUCAUUCGGCUUCACUGGUAGUGCAGUCAGCUUUGCAGUCACCUUCCCCAACAGUUCAUUCGCCCUCAGACACUAACCCCUUCCCUUUUCCCACAUUUUCCACACCAGGAGACUCCAAUGAUCCCUUCUCUAUGAAAGAGUCCCAGCAGAUAUGUCACAAUAACUGGCAACUCCCUUCCACACCCCUUUCACCUGUCAGUCCCAAUGGGAAAGAGAGGCCCAACCUUCCCACCACCAAUCCCUUCAUUGCACCUCCUGCCCCAGUAAAAGAGAUGGCUAAUGGCUCCCCACAACCACCUAUGGAGUGCCCCAGGGUGGUGGUUGCUCCAGGAAAUAGUGGUUGCAGCCCUGGUCGUCUUGUGUGGACUGCAGACUUGUUCAGCGGCUCCAAGAAUAAAGACGUCAUAUGUUCUUAGUUUAGUAUAUUGGAGUUUUUUGUACUGGAAACUUUUAUUUUGAAUUUGUUAUAUUAUAUAUCAUGUUUCAGUAACUUUUCUCUGAGUUUAUUUCAUGUAUUAGCUUGUUGUUGUGAUGCAUGAUGUGAAGCCUUUUGUAAGGAAGGAAUACAUUAAUGCAUCUUCAUGUCCAUUCAGCACAAGAAUUUAAUGUCCCACAUGGAGACACUUCCUGUUCUCAAGAUGCCUCAGCCAGACACUGUCUACUCUCUGCCUUUUCAGUUAUAUUUUUAUCAAACAUCCAUUUCUGAUAUAUAGAGGUAGCAGUCAAGUAUGAAAGAAAAAAAAAACAAAGGGAUGUGAAAAACUCAAGAUACCAUUGUCACAGAUCUUGACACCCUUUAUUGGAGUGUUUACUUCUGUGAAAAUGAUGAAUAUGAACAAAAUAUGAAUAUCUAUGUAAGGGUGCCAUGAUAUUUAUUUACCAUGAGUGGCAACUUUUUUUCCCUGUAUUGGAAUCCUAUGUUCUGCUUCAUUCUUGGAUGCCAUCUAUGUUUGAGAAAUGGCUAUAUGUAUAAAAACACGUACAAAAGAAAAUACCACAGUGAGGUAGUUUAAGUCAUGUGCAAAGUUUCUCUGAUAGUUAUGCACAGAAAUAACAUUUAUCAGUUUUGUAUACAAAAAGGCCAGGAAUGUGUAAAUGCCCCUAGCUGCUGUAAAUUGCAGUUACAAUAUGUUAUGGAAUCUUUCAUCAUCACCAUAGAUAUUUAGAUUUUUCAUCCUUGUUAAUUAUUUCUGCAAGUUAGGAAGAAAUUGUGUGUUUGUGUGUGUGUGUGUGUGUGUGUGUGUGUGUGUGUGUGUGUGCGUGCGUGCGUGCGUGCGCGCGCAAGUGAACACAUAGAUGUAUUUGUAUAUAUGGGUGUAUGAGUGUCUUGUGUGCUUAUCUAGUGAAGGAUUUAAUGCCAUUGUUAAGAGGUAGAUAAAUGACUUCCAUUGUAUAGUAUUAUAGAGUAGGGCUUGAGGUAAACUAUGGUAUAUGACCUUCAGAGGCUUGUGCUGUUCAGUCUUCCUCCAGUAUGACACAUUUUAAUUUUGUAUACAACCUUUUUUCAAUUCCUGUGUCAAAACAAUCUUGUGUCUUGUGCAAAUGUGUGAAGGGAUUUGAUACAGCACUUACUCACCUACAUGCACCUUGAAUCUGAGUGAUUUCCUGUCCACCCUUAAGUGUGUAAGAAAAAUGUCACUUUUUUUCAGUCACUGUGUAUAGAUGAGUAAUGAAUGAUGGCUGUUGUCUUACAGCGAUCUUGUUUCAUCUUCAUACUGUUACCUAUAUUUGUGUGUGUGCUUUAUCUGUUUGUCACAAGUACUUGCAUUUAGUCCAUUGCUAACAAAUCACCAUUCCUGAGUCUUGCAUUUAGUACUCCAGUGUCCUGAUUCCACCUUCUACUCAUCUGUCUUUGAAUAUUUACAUUUUUAUUGUUAGUUUUUGGCAAGUGUUUUACAAAAUGAUCUUCCACCUCUUGACUUUUGAUGAUGCUCUUAAUAGCAAGAUGACUAUUUGAAUAUUGUUUAAAAUGUGGUUAAGAUGUUUAAUGGGAAUUAAAUCCCACACUUCACAUAUGUGAAUCUGAAUCUGUCAGUCAUUUAUUUGCAUAAUAGUCAUAGCAUGAACUGGAUUAUUACUUAUAGAUAAAAUCUUUUAAUCUGAAAUUGCCACAGUAAGCAUGUAUAUUUGCCAUGUUCUGCCUACGAGAUCAGUCAUCCAUUACUCCUUUCCUCUCUUCAAACACCUCAGAGUAGAAGAAAGUGUUCUUGUUGGAAAUAUAUCAUGGCAUUGUGAAGUGACCCUAGACUGCAUGAGGGCAAGUUGAUACCAUUCUUUGUACUUAAGACUCAUCUCGUGAUGGUGGUUGCACCCUCAGGAUUUGCACUGCAGUGUGUUGUGACUUAAUUUUGCAUCAGGUGGAUAUUAUGGAUGAAUGCAAAGUAUAAGUUAAGGUAUAUAUGUAUAGGAUAUAAAAAUGCACAAAUGUAGGUAUACAUUUCACACAUCAAGUAUCUUAUGUCAAUGUGUGUGUAUAUAAUAUAUAUAUAUAUAUAUAUAUAUAUAUAUAUAUAUAUAUAUAUAUAUAUAUAUAUAUAUAUAUAUAUAUAUAUAUAUAUAUAUAUAUAUAAUAUGAGAGCACAAAGAUGUAACUGUAUCCAUGGGAGAGCACCAGUGUAUAUUGUUAGGAUUCAUAUGACGUCCUGAUAGAAUUUAUAAAUGAGCAAUUUGAGCAUCUUGUGUCUAGUGUGGAUGAGUUUAGCUACUGCUGUGUGAUGUGUUCAGUUGUUGUUGUACUUUGUUGUGAUGUUUGUUUUGAAUAUUUCUGUGAUAGUAAGGUGCCCAGUACAAGUUGUUUGUGUGUGUGUGUGUGUGUGUGUGUGUGUGUGUGAAAUGUUUUAGGGUAACUUUUUUAGCAGAUUUAAAGCAGCAGUGUUCCUUUGAGGAUCUGCAUCUGCCAUGUCUUGGUGUCUUAACAAGACAGUUGAAAGAAUUUCAUACAAGGAAAAGUUUUAGGAGUGUUGACAUAAGUGAUGGGAUCAGGUAUUAAUUUGCUUAUGUUACUGACUCACUUCACUGGUUAUUUGGCUUAGUAGAGUCUAUUAUGUUGCAGAUUAGUUAAUUUUGCAACAUAUACUCAACUGUUACCAAAUAGUAUCAAGUGUGCACGACAAAGGCCAGCAAUGAAACACGGUAGUAUUUUAAUACCUCCAUUUGGAAGAUGCAUCCUCAGAUCAACACUUGCAUGGUGUUAAAAGGUGUGUGUGUGUGUGUGUGUGUGUGUGUGUGUGUGUGUGUGUGUGUGUGUGUGUGUGUGUGUGUGUGUGUGUGUGUGUGUGUGUGUGUGUAAAUGAGUGAGAAUGUGCAGAAAAAAAAUAAAAUUUUAUUAAAGUUAAAUGUGAUCUGCUUCAGAUACUUAUGGAUAUUAUAAGACUAAGCAGCUUUAACUUUUGCUGCUGCUGGAUACUGUGAGUGCAUGCAUAUGUGUGUGUUUGAUGGUAGGCAAAACGUUUGAGGCUCAGCACCUGGGAUUUUGCACCAAAUUACAGGGUGGUGAUGGUAUGUAGCUAUUGAAUCCAACAUUGAUGUCAAGUGGAGAGCUGGAGGGCUUACAGUGAACAAGGUGUGUGUGUCUGUGUGCGCGUGUGUGUGUGUUUCAUUUUGUAUCUCCAUCACAUUGUGUAUAUGUAGUAUGUAUGUAUGUUUUAAUGUGGUUAUGGUGUUGGAUUUUGUUUGUUGUGGUCAGGUGAAAACUCUGGGUACAAAUUGUAAACACAAAGAAAAAAGAGGGACUGUGUGAAGGAUCCUUCAAUAAAAGCUUAAUGUAAAGUUUUGGAUUAAGAGAAUCAUGCAUA
This is a messenger RNA of Scylla paramamosain (green mud crab), 5144 nucleotides long. Its product is annotated as low density lipoprotein receptor adapter protein 1-B-like. The coding region runs from base 159 to 1766 and encodes 535 amino acids. The transcript has 8 exons. The record is from RefSeq and is a predicted model, not a curated record. NCBI's taxonomy places the organism in Eukaryota, Metazoa, Arthropoda, Malacostraca, Decapoda, Portunidae.